AUUUCACUAGGGAUCCCAGACUGAAAUUAAGUAACAUUUUUAUGGUGUACCUCGUAUCUGUGUGUAGCAGUGUAGGCCCUACGUGUUUUAAGAAAUUUAUUUUGGUUCUUUGGCUCACAUUGGUUCAGUUUUGGCGAGAGACAGUCUUGAAGAAUGUACACAAUUUACCGAACAUCGCAGAUGGCGACCAGCCUGGGAUCUGCGCAGAUUGCUUCUCGCGGAAUUCAGCUUUGCUGUCGUAGCAUGGGCUGUCUGAUGACUCAAUCAGGAGGAAAGCACCAUACAACGUGCAGCUCAAACUCAGAGUUAACAUACUCCAGAUGGGCGUACCUGAGAAGGGGGAGGGACAGUCAGCUGAACCAAGUCCAGAGACAUGUCAGCACCGGUCAACCUAACCUGGCUUUAGUCCGAAGGAGUGCAGUACUUCCCGAAAGUAAACCGACUCCCUUCAAACGAUUGAUGGAGAAAGCUGGAAUCCCAGUACAGAUGAGAUACAACAGAUUUAAAAUCAGAGUAGCUGGUCUCAACCUCUAUACAUCUUGUGUUGACAAUAUUGACUGUCACACUUUCUUCCGCGCAUGUGGAAUGCCGGACACCUUAUUCUCAUGGUUCCUAGUCACAGAGCUUCAUGUAUGGAUGUGUAUGGUGCGUUUGAAGCAGGAAGGACAAGAAGGAAAGUACAUGGUGCAUUACCUCAUCAUGUCCAUGUGGCAUGACAUUCAAGAGAGAGGUCGGGUCAUGGGGAUUCCUUCCAUCAAAAUGAAGGAGAGCUUGUCCAAGAUGGUUGAACAAUUCAAUGCAGCAUUGUUUGGUUAUGAUGAGGGUCUGCUUUCCAACGAUAGUGUUCUAGCCGGUGCACUCUGGCGGAAUCUUUUUGUAAGGCGGGACAUUGAACCAGAGCAGCUUGCAGACAUGGUGGAGUACAUCAGGCAACAGGUACAGUAUUUGGAAACGCUGGACUCUGCUCAACUGCUUCAAGUGGGACGGAUAAAAUGGCGGCCGUUUAAAGGGAUAGUCCCAGACAAGUCAGUUGCACUACCGAAAGCCAGCAGCAUUGAGGAGGAACUUGAUAUCCCUGAAGUUGACAAGAUUGGAGCUCAGUAGGACACAGCUGUGCCACUGUGAGGGUCAAACUUUGAAAAAAUCACUUGGUCUCAAGAGAUCGUUUUGACAUGUAGUGAUGUUUUGUAAACAUCGGAGUGGCAAUGCACAGCAUUAUUAUGAUUUAAAUUGCUGGGUGCCUUUCAUCCUCUACAACACGCCACAGAAUCUGUGAACCAUGCCUUCAGGAACAAGACCAAGAUGGCUGCUAGUUAUAUCAAGAAAGGAGCUUGACAAAUCCAGGAUGUGGUUAGUUGCCAAUGAGCCGCCUGUGGCUCAGCUUUAUUUCAGUACAGCAGUGUCCUUGUUGAUUUUAAAAAGUGACCAUGUGAUCGUCAUGUGAUAAAGAGCUUGGUAACCAUCAGAGGUGCUUGUCUGCUAAGUAGCGUGGAGACAGGCCACCUUUGGGUGCAAGUCUUGGUGAUACAUGACCACUGUUUUAUCCUAUUAAAGGGAAUCCCCUCGUGUUAUACAAAGUGCUGAAGUUCAUUUGUCCCAAAAGUUUGCAAGUUAGUGGAAGUUUAAUUACAUGUAACCCUAAUUCUGUGGUUUAGUUGAACAUCAAGUUGAAAUCGGAGGGUUAAGCCCUGUUAGUGUUAGGGCUUGUGCUUUCACGACUCAGCUCUGCUGUCACAUUAUUAUUCGGUGUGACCUUUCCCAAGCUGCAGCUACACUUGAUCGAGAACAUGAAAUAUGCAAACCAAUGAAGGUGUGCACGAUGAACUUCACUUGACAUUAAAUAUUCUAUUGGCAUCUCGUUGCAAAGCGUAUUAAUUAUUAAGUCACUAAAUAUUUACUCGAUGCAUUUGCUCUGUCCCUGCUGACAGAAAAAUUCACUCACAUCAUAGCUUCAAUGCAUACUGAGUGAGACUGGUCAAAAUGUAACAGUGGAUUUUACAAGAAUAUAUUUGUCCCAGAUGUGAGCCCGGACUGGUAGUAGAAAUGGUGAACUGUCUUGUACAAAAUGUCACAAGUCUUGCACUGCUAGGUUUGGGUCAGCUACAGGUGUACACGUACAUGUAUAUCAAGUACAUUUACAGCUUCUGAUAUAAGGCAUCGCCUUACGAUUGGACAAUUUUUCAAACUUGCGCACCCAUAAGUACUGUGUGCUAGGAUUCGUAAAUAAAGGACUCAUUCAUUUUAACGGAUAUUGAAAGCUGUUAUUUCUGCCCUGUUUGUCCAUUCAAAGAACCAGAAAGUACAGCACAAAAGAUGCCAGACUAUGAUC
Molecule: messenger RNA, 2329 nt
Organism: Acanthaster planci (crown-of-thorns starfish)
Lineage: Eukaryota; Metazoa; Echinodermata; Asteroidea; Valvatida; Acanthasteridae
Gene: uqcc1
Product: ubiquinol-cytochrome c reductase complex assembly factor 1
Biological process (GO): mitochondrial respiratory chain complex III assembly
Cellular component (GO): mitochondrion
Source: RefSeq, a predicted model, not a curated record